Lycium ferocissimum is the source of this 1914-nucleotide messenger RNA. RefSeq names its product long chain base biosynthesis protein 2a. The transcript is spliced from 12 exons. Gene Ontology annotation, cellular component: serine palmitoyltransferase complex. NCBI's taxonomy places the organism in Eukaryota, Viridiplantae, Streptophyta, Magnoliopsida, Solanales, Solanaceae. Gene Ontology annotation, molecular function: pyridoxal phosphate binding; serine C-palmitoyltransferase activity. The record is from RefSeq and is a predicted model, not a curated record. The coding region runs from base 164 to 1633 and encodes 489 amino acids. Gene Ontology annotation, biological process: sphingosine biosynthetic process; ceramide biosynthetic process.
AAACUUGCAAAUUCAACAGAAAAAGUAAAAAAAGAAAAGGAAGAAGAAGGGGAUUGGAUUUUGUGAAGACCCAAUCCUCUCCCUCCUUCUUCAUCUCUCUCUCUUCACAUAUCUCUCUCAUUAGAGAUCUCGGAUUCUGUUUCUUCAGAUCCGAUCUACAAAAAUGAUCACAAUUCCAUACUUGACCGCUUUAACAACCUACUUCAGCUAUGGUUUGCUCUUCGCUUUCGGACAAUUCCGUGAUUUCUUCAGGAAGAUCUUUGAUUGGUUUCAUGCCAGCAAUCUUCAGGGAUAUGCUCCGAUCUGUUUAGGACUUGAAGAUUUCUAUAUCCGCAGGUUGUAUCUUCGCAUUCAGGAUUGCUUUAAUCGGCCAAUAUGUAGUCCUCCUGAUGCUUGGUUUGAUGUGGUGGAACGUGUGUCCAAUGAUAAUAACAAGACACUAAAGCGGACCACUAAAGUUUCAAGGUGUCUAAACUUGGGUUCAUAUAAUUACCUUGGUUUUGCUGCAUCGGAUGAAUACUGUACACCUCGUGUCAUUGACUCUUUGAAAAAGUUUUCUGCAAGCACUUGCAGUGCCCGUGUUGAUGGAGGUACCACAAGCCUCCAUACGGAAUUGGAGGAAUGUGUGGCUAAUUUUGUUGGCAAGCCAGCUGCUAUCGUCACAGGCAUGGGUUAUGUAACAAAUUCAGCCAUACUUCCUGUCUUGAUUGGAAAGGGAGGUUUGAUUAUCAGUGAUUCUCUCAACCACAACUCUAUUGUAAAUGGUGCCCGAGGGUCUGGAGCUACUAUUCGUGUUUUUCAACAUAACACACCUUCUCACUUGGAGAAGGUUUUGAGAGAACAUAUUGCUGAGGGACAACCCAGGACACACAGGCCCUGGAAGAAGAUAAUUGUUAUAGUGGAGGGCAUAUACAGCAUGGAAGGGGAGCUAUGCCAGCUUCCAGAGAUUGUUGCCAUAUGCAAGAAAUACAAGACAUAUGUUUAUUUGGACGAGGCUCACAGCAUUGGAGCUGUUGGCAAAACAGGAAGGGGAGUCUGUGAACUCUUGGGAGUUGACACGGCUGACGUGGACAUUAUGAUGGGAACUUUCACAAAGUCAUUUGGUUCAUGUGGGGGUUAUAUUGCUGGAUCCAAAGAACUUAUUGAAUAUUUGAAGUACACUUGCCCAGCUCAUCUGUAUGCCACAUCAAUAUCACCUCCGGCUGCCCAACAAAUCAUUUCUGCUAUCCAGGUUAUACUUGGUGAAGAUGGCUCUAGUAGAGGGGCUCAGAAACUGGCACGCAUUCGUGAAAAUAGCAAUUUUUUCCGAUCAGAACUACAGAAGAUGGGUUUUGAGGUCCUUGGGGACAAUGAUUCUCCUGUCAUGCCCAUCAUGCUCUAUAAUCCUGCAAAAAUACCUGCUUUUUCACGGGAGUGUCUCAGACAGAAUGUGGCUGUAGUGACAGUUGCUUUUCCAGCAACCCCCUUACUUUUGGCCAGAGCACGCAUAUGUAUUUCUGCUGCUCACUCACGGGAAGAUCUUAACAAAGCUCUGGAGGUUUUCAGCAGAGUUGGUGAUCUAAUUGGCAUAAAAUACUUCCCUGCCGAGCCCAAGAAACAACAGCUAGAAGAAAACAGAGUCAAGCUGGAAUGAGUACUUAGUUUUCUUUUAGUUCUCCCAAGGAGGUUCCGAGCUGUUGUUUAUUCGUCAUGUAUGAUUUUGAAACCCUUUGGAUAUAAUGUGUGGAAAUUUUGUCGUUUCCUUGUACAGAAAGUUGUAACUUAUUAAUUGAUAGUCUUAAGUUUUUACUUACUGUAAGCAUAAUAAAUCAUGAAAGGAGUAUAUGCUGCGCAAUAAUAAUGAAAGCGCUGACAAACUGUGAUGGUGGAGAUUUUGUUUGAUUGGUUAAAGAAAUUGACGACUCAUUGCUGUAA